Molecule: messenger RNA, 381 nt
Organism: Protopolystoma xenopodis
Lineage: Eukaryota; Metazoa; Platyhelminthes; Monogenea; Polystomatidea; Polystomatidae
Source: the annotation of a GenBank genome assembly
AUGGCAAAACUGACUGAGGCUGCCGGCGAAACAUUUGAGAAUGUACCAAGUCCACUGUCUGAUGCUGGGAAGCAUGACAACUACUAUGUCAGACGACUUCGGACUAGCAUGGUGUCCUGCUUUGACGAUGUCCGUCGCAUGACGGACGAAAGCUCAGCAAGCAUUCAUCGGGAUCGCGAGGCGUUACGCCGAGGAUCUAUUCGCACAAAUCUACAACCACAGCUCCAAGACAACCAAUCCACAGCCUGCGGUGGAAACAACUUACGGAUUCCUUCCACUCGCCUCUUCAAACGAAAUGAAAGGUACUCCAAAAUCGAUCUGUUAAGGGACUCUUCGAGACCCAGUUUUUCUGCAUAUCAAACUCGCUGUUUGGUUGUCUGA